This is a messenger RNA of Olea europaea var. sylvestris, 2154 nucleotides long. Its product is annotated as putative zinc finger protein CONSTANS-LIKE 11. The transcript is spliced from 3 exons. Gene Ontology annotation, cellular component: nucleus. Gene Ontology annotation, molecular function: protein binding. The coding region runs from base 285 to 1196 and encodes 303 amino acids. Gene Ontology annotation, biological process: regulation of flower development. The record is from RefSeq and is a predicted model, not a curated record. NCBI's taxonomy places the organism in Eukaryota, Viridiplantae, Streptophyta, Magnoliopsida, Lamiales, Oleaceae.
UUUAUUUUUCAAAACAAUUUGCCCCCUCUCUCUACUGUGUGAUUGUGUGAGAAAAAAGUGACAAAAAAUUUUAGAGAGAGAAAAUUGGAUUCUUGUCAUCAAGCUCAGCUAUGGACAAGGGUUCUUAUUAAAGAAAUCAGCCUCCUCAAAUUAUCCCCAUUUUUUUUUUUUUUUUUAGUUCUACGUUUUAUUUUCUCUUCAUCAAUUUGCAUUAACUUCAUUUUUACACAUACAAGAGGUCUUAAGAGAGUUUUUCUCGUUGUUCUGGAGAUUUAUUAUUGUCAAUGUCUUCUGAUUUAUUUGUAUUUGAAAACCCAGUUUCUUCUGAUUCUCCGAUUGACCCAUUUCAUGAUAUUUUCCAAGAAAUUGAAGAAAAUGGCAAAACUAGUUUGAAUUUGCUUCAAGGAAAAAACCCUUUUGAUGAAAUCAAUUCUUUGGACCAAAUUGCCAGUACUCAGUUUGAGAAUCUAUCCUUGUACCAUUUAACAAAUCCUGAGAAUUCUGUUUUAGAGGUUAAAGCAAAGGAAGAUCAAUUCCCUUUUGACAGUUUCUCAGAUCAUGGAAAUUCAAUUCUACAUGAAUUUUAUGAUGUCGCUGCUGAAUCUGCAGUGAAGUUCAUGCAUAGGAGUUACAGCAGCAAUUCUUUUGAAAAUAUUCCGAAUUUUCUAUUUCAACCUCGAUUUGAUAAUAUUUUUGAGUCUCAAAAUUUGCAAAAUGAUGUGCUGAAUUCCCCAGAAAGCAGUUUCUCUUCUGGUCAAAUGAGAAGGAUUUGUAGCGCUGGAGAUUUACAGAAGAUGAAAGAAAAAAUGCGUACCCGAAAUUUGCCGUCUUCAAGUCCAUUAUCAAACGUAAAGUCAUUGAUUGCAGAAGCAAAUGUUAAAGCCCGAAGGUAUACUGCAGAAGAGAGGAAAGAAAGGAUUGAUAGGUACAGAGCAAAGAGAACUCAAAGAAACUUCAACAGGACAAUUAAGUAUGUGUGCCGUAAAACGUUGGCCGACGGUCGACAAAGAAUACGUGGAAGAUUUGCACGCAAUGAUGAAGCACGAGAGACUCGCAAAGCAUCAAUGUGUAAUGGAUAUGAAGAGGAAGAUGAUCUUUGGGUGAUAUUAUUUUCCCCGACUUUCUAUUAUAUAAAUGAUCAUAAAGCUUUACAUAUAUCUGAUUUAAAGCAUUUUAUGAUGGAUCUUUAUGUGUGAAAUUGGCGUAGCCUUUGGAGAAAGCUUGAGUUCAAACAAUUUUUAUUUGUGAGCUGUUUCUGUGGUUCUAAAUACCAAGUUUGAAAUGACAGCUUGAGAAAUUUUCUUGAGGGAUCGUUUUAUACUCCAUCCACGAAUUUAGGAUCAUAUUAAAACAAAUACUCUCUAAAUUCAAGUAUGGAAAUGAGAAAAAAAUUGAGGGUAUCAGCCAAAACCGCCCUGCGCAGCUGGCCUGCACUGGGUGUUUAGGUUGAUGGUUUAGUAAAUCAUUUGUUUACUCUGCCUUAAGACAAAUAAAUUCAAAUUUUGAGUAACAUUAUUGAAGGAGGCAGCCAAAACCCCCUUUCACAGCCGGCUUGGAUUGGACGUUAAGUAAAUGUUUGGCAGAUCAUUUAUUUAAUCUGCUUUUGAACAUAUAAUCAUCUUAAAGACAAAUCUAAAUUUGAUUGUAGGUCGACGGAUUUCCCGAAGAUGCUGGAAUUAUACAAGGAAGAUCAUUCUUUGAGAGCUCCUAGCAACAUCGCUAUUAGAAUAACUACUGUUGAGUGAAGCUAUUCUCUUCAAAAACUUAAGAAGGAUAGUCAUAUUAUGCCUUCGGAUAAAAAAAGACAAAGACAGAAGGCUUAUUUUAAAGUAGUGCAUGUUUGGUACACUGUAUCGGACUAGAGGAGACACUAUUAAAUAAGAAAAUGAAGCUAAAAUCUUAUUUGUAGUACCCGUUCUGUUGUGUUUACCAAACAUGCUGUUAGGCGAUUGGCUCAGGUUUGACAUCCCUUAAUUUCCAUGUGGUGGCAGCAGUAGAAAUUGUGUUUAUAAGUUCCUCUAGGGAAAUGUUUAGUGAUGAGUGCCAUGUGUACUUUGUUGUAUUUUUUAACUUUAGUCCUUUGUAUCAUAUUUUGGUCUGUGUAUAUAGUAGUUUGCAAUCAAUAAAAAGAGAAAAAAAUUGCUCUUCUUCAAA